AUGGAAGUGCAAUUCGAGGAGAGUUCUAUUACAACAAACCUUGUUGAUACUCACAUUUUACGGAUUGAUACCCCCUCAUUUCAGGAGGAACCAAAUCUGAAUCUGAAUGAGAACCUAAAGAAAUUUUGGGACUUAGAGUCGGUAGGUAUUCGUUAUAAUGAGCCAUCUAUUUACGACAAGUUUGUCGAGGAUAUUAGAUUUAAUGGCACGAGAUACGAAGCAAAGCUCCCUUUCAAGGAACAUCAUCCCACGAUCCCUGAUAACUACAUGUAUGUCGUCAGCGUGAAGAGACUGAGAAGUCUAGUCCAUAGUCUUCAAGACCAACCGACACUUUUAACUGAAUAUGAUAACAUAAUUCAGGAUCAAAUUGAGAAGGGGAUUGUGGAGCCAGUGGACCGCAAGAGCUUUGCAACACUUGGAAAUGUGCAUUACUUACCCCACAGAGAAGUUGUACGAAACGAUAAGGAUACGACAAAGGUUAGAAUAGUAUACGACGCGUCCGCCAAGAAAAACGGACCAAGUUUUAAUGACUGUUUGUAUGCAGGGCUUUCAUCAACUCCACUCAUCUUCGAUAUCCUUCUGCGUUUCCGUGUCCACCCUAACGCGAUGACAGCUGAUAUAGAGAAGGCAUUUUUGAACAUAGCGAUCGCUCAAGAACAUCGUGAUUUUCUGCAAUUUCUAUGGAUAACUGAUCCACAUAGCAACGAACCGAGUAUCAUCCCACUUCGUUUUACUAGAGUGGUGUUUUGCGUUACGUCGAGCCCGUUUAUCCUCAAUGCAACCUUUCGCCAUCAUGUUAGUCAAUACUUGCGCGAUGAUCCUUCUUUUGUUUACGAACUGCUACGAUCCUUUUACAGUUUUACGUCGACAACUACGCAUCUGGUCACGAUUGUGUAUCUGAGGCGCUAA
Dendronephthya gigantea is the source of this 909-nucleotide messenger RNA. RefSeq lists its product as uncharacterized. The transcript has a single exon. The coding region runs from base 1 to 909 and encodes 302 amino acids. NCBI's taxonomy places the organism in Eukaryota, Metazoa, Cnidaria, Anthozoa, Malacalcyonacea, Nephtheidae. The record is from RefSeq and is a predicted model, not a curated record.